AUGGAGAAAAAAAUCAAAAGAAUAUAUCUUGCUUCUGAACCAACUGUAAUUCAUUUUUUGCAAAUAUCCUGGGAAAGAACAUUAGGAUCUGGAUAUCACAUUACACUUACUGAUGGACAAUCAGUAUGGACUGGGACAGUUUCUGAUUCAGAGAUUUCUCAAGAAGCAGAUGACAUGGCAAUGGACAAAGAGAAAUACAUUGAUGAACUGAGGAAAGCAUUGGUAUUACGAGAAGAAUCGGCUGAUGCAUACAAGUUUAAUUUUUCUAAAGAGUCUGGUCAUUUCUCUUUUGAGAAAAACGUGAAAAAUGUUUCCUUCAGACUUGGUUCCUUCAACCUGGAGAAAGCUGCAAGUCCAGCUGAGGUCAUUAGAGAACUUAUUUGUGAUUGCCUGGACAAGAUCUCAGAAACCAAAGCUAAAAACCAGCAUCUGCAGAAGGAAAAUGAAAGACUUUUGAAAAGUUGGAAUGACAUUCAUAGAAGGUUCAGAAAAUAUGUGAGUGCUAAGGACGCCUUGGAAACUGAUCUUUAUAAUCGGUUUAUUCUGGUACUAAAUGAAAAGAAAGCCAAGAUCAGAAGCUUACAGAAACUAUUACGUGAUACUGAAGAGUCAGAAAAUAAUGCUGAACAUGACAGGGAACCUGCAACCUCUUCUCAAGUAGGUGCUGGCAGAGAUGCAAUCUAUGACAAAAGUACUGAUGAUGAAAGUGAAAGCAAGCCUGAUCCCUCUGAACUUUGUCCAGGCACUUUAAGAAAAGAUGACUCCAUUAUUUCAAGUCCUGAUGUCACUGAUAUUGCACCAAGUAGAAAAAGAAGGCAGCGGAUGCAGAAAAAUCUUGGAACAGAACCAAAAAUGGCCUCCCAGGAACAUCAGCUUCAAGAAGAAAACAACUCUAGAUUUGAUCCUUCGCUCCUUCAGACGUCAAAAAAGGAACACAUCUCAGAUGAAAAUAUGUCUUUAGAAACACUAAAAAACAGUAAUCCAGAAAACCUCUUUGAUGAGAUUUAA
Elephantulus edwardii (Cape elephant shrew) is the source of this 1008-nucleotide messenger RNA. RefSeq names its product X-ray repair complementing defective repair in Chinese hamster cells 4 (gene XRCC4). Bases 1 to 1008 code for a protein of 335 amino acids. Gene Ontology annotation, molecular function: DNA binding. The transcript is spliced from 8 exons. The record is from RefSeq and is a predicted model, not a curated record. Gene Ontology annotation, cellular component: DNA-dependent protein kinase-DNA ligase 4 complex; DNA ligase IV complex; nucleus. NCBI's taxonomy places the organism in Eukaryota, Metazoa, Chordata, Mammalia, Macroscelidea, Macroscelididae. Gene Ontology annotation, biological process: immunoglobulin V(D)J recombination; response to X-ray; double-strand break repair via nonhomologous end joining.